Messenger RNA from Aphanomyces astaci, 1599 nucleotides. RefSeq lists its product as hypothetical. The record is from RefSeq and is a predicted model, not a curated record. Gene Ontology annotation, biological process: transmembrane transport. Gene Ontology annotation, molecular function: transmembrane transporter activity. Bases 14 to 1525 code for a protein of 503 amino acids. The transcript has 2 exons. Lineage: Eukaryota; Oomycota; Saprolegniomycetes; Saprolegniales; Verrucalvaceae.
UUUCAUAGCAACCAUGUACACGACGGCCGAGUCUCGGACGUGGAAGUUCAUGAAGGUCGUGGCGGUGAAAGAGCAUGUGACGUCGCUCAACUUCAUUGCGUUCAUCUUGGCCUCGGGGCUUGCGAUUUGCAUGUUUGUGUUCCUCAGUUCCACGCAAGGGUUUGUCCUGAAUCAAAUCUUGCACAUCAACUUGGACGUGAUUGGCAACAUCUCUGGGAACCUCACACUCUUUGACGAGUGCAUCUCUCUCGUGAUGGUGUCGGUGUGGGGUGUCCUCAGCGAUCGAUGGGGGCGCCGCGGUAUCUACAGCUCGGGCUUUGUCAUUAUGGGCAUUGGGCUAGUCCUGUAUCCGUUUGCGUCGUCGCUGUCCCCAGACUUGAUCUUGUUCCGCGGAAUCUUUGCCUUUGGGGGCGCGGCCACAUCGUCCAUGCUCACGGCGGUGCUGGCCGACUACUCGUCCGAAAAGGAUCGCGGCAAAGUGAGCGGCCUCGUCGGGCUCAUGUCGGGCAUCGGCGCCCUCGUCGCCGUGUUUGUGUUCCUGCGCAUGCCCGCCAAGUACGCGGAUCAAGUCCAGGGACUGCGAGUGACCUAUAGCGUCGUCGCGGCCAUUUGCGCGUUAUUUGGUGUGUUUUUGUUUUUUGCCUUGCGCCCCAAACAGUUAACGAAUCCCAUGUCCACCACGCUCAUGUACGCCACCGACGACGACACUACCGCCUCGUCAUCCCCAUCCACUGGUUCCCAAGCCACAUCAAAGCAAGUGUCGUUCCUUGCGGGCCUUCGCGCCGGGUACGCGGCCGCGAAAGAUGGCAAAGUCCUACUUGGGUACUUUGGUGGAUUUCUCGCGCGAGGCAACACGAUCAUCAUUACCAUCUUCCUGCCGUUAUGGGUAUACAAGUACUACGUGGACAACAACAUGUGCGCGUCUGCGAAUGCCGCCGACUCGGAGACGAUCAAGACCGACUGCCGGGAUGCUUACAUCCGCGCGUCCAUCUUGAGCGGCGUCGCGCAGACCGCCGCCAUGGUGGCUGCCCCGUUCUUUGGAUGGCUCGGGGACAAGCUGUACCGGCCGCUGGUGGUGCUCUUAGCUACCGUCCUCGGCUUGGUCUCGUACUUGUGGCUGUUCAUGUGCCCGAAUCCGUUGGCGAACGUUCUGUUUGCAGUCGUGGUGCUGGUCGGGGUUGGCGAAAUGGCGAUCAUCGUGUCGUCGCUGUCGGUCGUGACGUCGAAAGCGAUCCCGAGCCACCUCCGCGGCGCCAUUUCCGGCGCGUAUUCGUUCUCGGGCACUGUGGGCAUCAUGGUCGCUUCGAAACUCGGCGGGUACCUCUUUGAUGGGUGGCAGCCCACCGCGCCCUUCUUCAUCAUGGCCGCGGGCAACUUGAUCGCGGUCGUAAUCGCCAUUGUCGUUAUUGCCCACGACAUCCACGUCGUCAAAACCAAAUCGCCUUCAUCGUCACAAAAUGGUCUGGCGGGGCUGCACCAAGCACUUAUGCAACUGCAGCAUACCCUCGGCGAACUGCCAUUGUAAUCAUGGGGGGAUGUGUAUUAUAUAUAUUGUCGAUUUGAUAGUACAAAUUUCAAUCGAAUCGCGCCGACCAAACC